Molecule: messenger RNA, 408 nt
Organism: Guillardia theta CCMP2712
Lineage: Eukaryota; Cryptophyceae; Pyrenomonadales; Geminigeraceae
Exons: 2
Coding region: 1-408 (135 amino acids)
Biological process (GO): protein phosphorylation
Molecular function (GO): protein serine/threonine kinase activity; ATP binding
Source: RefSeq, a predicted model, not a curated record
AUGGCCUCAAACGUUGAGGCCUUCUUGGAAGGGGACUACAGGAAGCACAACGACAACUUCGGACAUGUGCUGACGACUGACAUCAUCCCUCCUGCCCUCUCCCACUUCUCCUGGAAGAUUUCAAGCGGGCGGCUCAUGCUUUGCGAUAUACAGGGUGUGGACUGCACUUACACUGAUGCGCAGAUCCAUUCCAACCUCACAUCAAUGAACUUUGGCAGAGGUGAUUACGGGGAGGUUGGCAUGAAGAAAUUCUUUGAGAACCACGAAUGCAACGAGAUCUGCAAGAUGCUAAAGUUGGACCAAGGAGAACGUUUUUCUCAUCCAAGCUUUUUCUCUUCGGGGGAGGGCUUACAAGCAGCUUUUGAAAGGAUUGUGUUGCGGGGAGUAGAUCUGUUUGUGAAGUUCUAG